Molecule: messenger RNA, 777 nt
Organism: Acanthocheilonema viteae
Lineage: Eukaryota; Metazoa; Nematoda; Chromadorea; Rhabditida; Onchocercidae
Source: the annotation of a GenBank genome assembly
AUGCAGGUAACAUUAGUGGGAUCACGUGGCUCAUCAAUUGGACAAGUUGGUGUGGGUGAUAAAAUCGUUGCAAUAAAUUAUGAAAAAUUACAAACAAUUAAGGAUUUAAAUGAACAACUCUCUAAACCAGGAAAAGAGGCAAAAGUUACAUUGGAACGAUGCAGUUUUUCAUGUUGCAAACAUAUGAUUACAACCGUUGAAACAUUAACUGUUGAGAAGGGAAGUUCAUUGAAGGUAUUACGAGCUAUUGAAGUAUAUAUGGUAUUAAUUCGAAUAAAAUCAUUUCCGGAUAUGGAUCUUGGUGAGGAACUUGGCUUAUCCGUAAAAUAUGACAACAAAGAGCAAUUACAAGUAGCAUGCGUCACACCGGGCAGUUUAGCAUCUGUUCAUCUUCGACCUGGCGAUGUUAUUAAAGAAGUAAAUGGUGAAUAUAUAACAAGUAAAACGAUGUUAGCUUUUUGGAUAAGGCAUGGUUUUGAUACUAAAAGACAGAUACAAAUAGUGAUUCAAACGGGAGUUGUAGAUGAUAUGCAUAUUGAAAUGCCAGAGGAUGUGCAACAUAUAGCGCAGAAACAGCUAAAGAUUUUCAAGAGUUUAAAAUCACCAAAACCUAUGAUCAGUUUGAUAAAAAAAACUAAUUCUUCAACCGGAAAACAUAUCACAAUUUCCAAGGAGGAACCGAAUGUAACGGAAAUAUGCACCGAUUACGAUCAGGCAACGUUGAAGCAUGUUCAUAAGAAGCGCACUUUAAUGCUCAUUUCGUUUCUCCGUCAAUAG